This is a messenger RNA of Thrips palmi, 961 nucleotides long. RefSeq lists its product as uncharacterized. NCBI's taxonomy places the organism in Eukaryota, Metazoa, Arthropoda, Insecta, Thysanoptera, Thripidae. The record is from RefSeq and is a predicted model, not a curated record. Bases 143 to 916 code for a protein of 257 amino acids. The transcript has 5 exons.
CUCCCCGGCUGGUGACCUUCGGCUGCACGAGAGGCCGGCAGUGGCCGGCAGUAGCUAGCAGUCGCCGGCGAGCCCGUGCCCCGCCCAGUCCGCCUAGAGAGAGCCGUCGUGCCGCCCGGCCGCCACACCAAAAACAAGGGCGAUGGCAGCAGAACAGCUCCUGGCGUGGUCGCGGCCGACCGACGUUCCCUCCCCCGCAGUGUGGGGCCGCCACGAGCACCAGGGCGUGCAGUACCGCGUGCAGGAGGCCACGCCGGACCUGCACGAGAAGAUCCUCGACUAUUACGUCAAGGAGUACUUCCACGACGAGCCGUGCUCCAAGAACAUAAACCUGCCCGACGAUGAGGUCUCGAUGGCGGAGUUCCGGUUCCUCCUCGCCACCGCCCUGACCCAGGGCUCCAGCCUCGUCGUCCUGGAGGAAGGCGCACCGGAAGGCGAACCGGAAAUAGUCGGCGCCAUGGUGAUUCCGGUGCUGUCGAAGCGAGACCCGGAACUGCCGGAGUUCCAGGGCCGCGGCAUCCGCGUCAUGCUGUGCCUGUCGGACACCUUGAGGUCCUCCUCCCCGUUCGGCGACCCCUUCACGCGUCCCGAGGCCCUGGAGGGCUCCGUGUCGCCCUGGGCCGGCCCCGUGCCCCACUUCGCGCUGGACCUGGGCCUCUGGGUGCGGCGCGACCGCCGGGGCCGUAGCCUGGGCCUCGCCAUCCUGAAGGCCAUCCCCGACAUGUGCCGCGCCUUCGGCAUCCACCACUUCAGCACGCCGUUCACGGGCGCGCGCAGCCAGGGCCUCGCCGUCAAGGCCGGCCUCAAGGAGAUCAGCCGACUCAAGUACGACGCCUUCCUGGACCCCGAGGGCAAGCCCGCCUUCCACAACAUGCCCGAGGUGGAGUGCGUCCUGAUGGGCAUCGACAUCGAGUAACGCCACCAAUAAAAAUAAAAAUAAUAAAAAGUAAUAAAAGUAAUA